AUGCUGGGAGCCAUGUUUGCCAUUCAGCAGUCCGAGAAGAAAAGCCCUCCGCGUGUCUUUCUGGCAGCUUACGCCAUCUUCCUCGCAGGAAGCUUCGCCGUCUACCACCUGGUUGCCAAUGGCGAGUUCUCCUCCAUUCUCACCAUGGCACAGAUGAUCCAAUGCCUGGCAUUUGUCCUGCUCACCAUCAAGUCCCUUUCCCAAGGCAGUGUCGCCGGCCUGUCGGCGAAGUCCCUUGCCCUGGAGGCGCUCGCUUUCGCCUGCCGCCUCUCAUCUACAACGUGGCUCAACGGCUAUUUGCCGGUGGAUGCAUCUGGGGACUUUGUGUAUCAGGCCGUCGAGAUUUGCAGCCUCUGCCUCGUCUUAUUUCUGCUCCAUCGCGCGUUUGUGUCCCAUCGUUGGAGCUACGAGGAGGAGGCUGACUCUCUGCCAGUGCUGCCGAUGGUCAUUGCAAGCCUCUUCCUGGCGGCGCUCCUCCAUGCGGACAUGAACAGUCGCCCGGUUUUCGAUACGCUUUGGAUGGCCGGGCUCUUCCUCAGCGUGGUAUCCGUGCUUCCCCAGUUGUGGCACAUCCACCAGUCGGGCGGCGUGAUCCAAGCGUGCACAGGCCACUACAUCGCGAUGCUCGCCUGCAGCCGUGCUUUGAGUGGCAUCUUCAUGUGGCAUGCUCGCUUCGACAUCACCUGCGUGCCGCUCGUGGGAAGCUUCAACCAGGCGAGCCGAAUGAAGCUGCUACAGCCGAUUGCUCUGCUAGCCGCACUGAGUACCUUCGGCGUCGGGAACACCGCCGGUUACUACGAACGCAACAUCCGAGGGAAGUUCCUCCGGCUGGACCCGUCCAAGCUCCCCGCGAACCCCCCGAAGGGGCGGAAUGCGACCAAGAGCUCCAAAGAGGCGCGAAGCAAAGAGCACUGGAAGCACCUCCGUUAUGAGGACUUCGAGCCUUUGAGAUUGCUUUGGGGCCAGUACAUUCGGGACUUGUCUCCAGCGAACGACGACGAGCUAUCCGACAUCUUGGCCCGUGCCGACUUGCACGGGAGCAGUCUUCGAGUGGCCCAGGCGAGAAACCCGGGCAUGGUACGCCUGACGGGCACGGUCAUCGAAGAGACGCAGAAAACCUUCCGGAUCAUCACUUCCGACAACCAGGUCAAGGUGCUGCCGAAGGAGAGCUCCGUGUUCGAGGUCGAGGCCCUUGGCCGCUCCUUGCGCCUCCUGGGGCCCUCCUACGUCCAGCGCUGGACAGAGAAGGGGCCGAAGGGCUCGAAGCCACCGGAGCGGUGGUCGCUGCAGUGA
Messenger RNA from Symbiodinium sp. CCMP2592, 1293 nucleotides. The record is from the annotation of a GenBank genome assembly. NCBI's taxonomy places the organism in Eukaryota, Dinophyceae, Suessiales, Symbiodiniaceae.